AUGUGUGCAGUUUCUGGCUUAUCUCCACAGUACCUGGCUAAGAGGGCCACACGCGGAAUUAUGAUGGGGAGCAAACUGCGCCGAAUCCUUAAAAAGAAGAACGUGGACCUGGAUGCUCUUCUUAAGCGGGUGCGAGCAGCGAACACGAGAGCAUUCGCGGAUCUCUGCGCAUUGGAACGAAUGCCAGAUGAGGAGAGAAGGCUAAGGAAACGAGACCAGGACCGGCGACUAAAAAUAGCGGCAGAAAUGCGACGUUUCCGAAAGAGUAAUGGAGAGGCCGUGCAUCCUGACGUCAACAAUCAUCAAGUACUGCCGUCGAAUGUCACAGUUUGUCUCCGAGAAACUAUUUGA
Messenger RNA from Cooperia oncophora, 351 nucleotides. The record is from the annotation of a GenBank genome assembly. NCBI's taxonomy places the organism in Eukaryota, Metazoa, Nematoda, Chromadorea, Rhabditida, Trichostrongylidae.